Dendrobium catenatum is the source of this 1554-nucleotide messenger RNA. Its product is annotated as WAT1-related protein At3g30340. The transcript is spliced from 6 exons. Gene Ontology annotation, cellular component: plasma membrane. The record is from RefSeq and is a predicted model, not a curated record. The coding region runs from base 221 to 1303 and encodes 360 amino acids. NCBI's taxonomy places the organism in Eukaryota, Viridiplantae, Streptophyta, Magnoliopsida, Asparagales, Orchidaceae. Gene Ontology annotation, molecular function: transmembrane transporter activity.
UAUUAAUUUUGAUAUAAAAAACUGUUUUAAAAAAUAAUAAUAAAGCCAUCCGAAACUAGGCCGAAGACAUUCGGUGGAUGGAAAUUAAAAAACUACAUUUUUUUAUUCAUUUGGUUCGAUUCUCUUAAAAUUGCUUCUCGUAAAGUAAAGCUCAUUGAUCACCAUAAAUAGCCGCCUGGCCGUUUAGUAGCCUUCAAGAGCGUAGAGGUUGAGAGGCCUCAUGGUGAUUAAAAUGGAUGAAAGGCAAAGACUAAUAUUAAAACCUAUCUUGGUGAUGUUAGCUUCUAGCAUCGUAUCCGCUGUCAUGAUUGUGCUGAACAAGAAGGUUUUGGAAGAUGGAUUGGACGUGCUUGUUCUAAUUACCUACCGCCUUCUUGUGGCUGUUCUCUUCAUUGCUCCAAUUGCUUUCUUCUUUGAAAGAAAGAGCAGACCUAAACUUUCCUUUGGGAUUCUAAUAUGCCUUUUUGUCAGCGCAAUUCUUGGGAACUCGCUGACCCAGUAUCUCUUCUACCUGGGAUUGAAGUUCACUUCUGCAACUUAUGCUGCUGCUUUCUUCAACAUGACCCCCGUCAUCACCUUCCUUCUCUCCAUAGUCUUCCGGCAGGAGACUUCGAACUUCAGAAGCUGGGCUGGUCUGGCGAAGGCAGUAGGGACGGCGGUGAACCUUGGUGGUGGGAUGAUGCUGACGUUUUACAAAGGGAUGGUGUUAACUAAAUCAUCAAUGGCGGACGGGCUGGGCCAACAUAAUCGAUUGGCUUCGGCGUCUAUGCAUGGGAGCAAGAGAUCGACGUUGGGAUCACUUGCUUUGCUUCUGGGUUGCUUCUUGUGGGCUCUGUGGUUUCCUCUUCAAUCGAGGAUUGUAAGGAGAUACCGGGCUCUCUAUACUGCUACUGCCAUUGUUUUCUUCUUCAGCUUUCUCCAGACUGCACUCAUCAGCUUCUCAAUACAGAAAGGCCUUUCUCUUUGGAUUCUACGGUCCAAGUUUCAGAUCUUUACUGUAGUCUAUGGGGGCAUUGUUGGCUCUGGCUUGUCCUUCUUGGCGAGCUCAUGGUGCGUGGAGAAGAGGGGUCCAGUUUUUGCGAUAGCAUUUUUCCCAGUCACACAAGUUGCAGUGGCCAUCAUUGAUGUCUCCUUACUACAUGAACAACUUCACCUUGGGAGCCUUCUGGGGUCUAUUGUUAUAAUAUCUGGCCUUUAUAUUCUUCUAUGGGGAAAAAGCAAAGAGGCAUCGGAUUCUGGCUCUCUAUCAAAGUCCAGUGAAACAAGAACAAUUAACCUUGAAGCUUCAUCUACAGCUCCUUAACUAGGCCUUGCUUGUGCGGCUUAAUUUACUUAUCAUGCGCUAUUUGAUGCUUAUAUUUGCUAUAUGUAGUAUUGUCAGCUUAUUUUUGCAAGUUUGAACAUUUUCUCUUGUUUUCUUCUAAGUGGUGAGUGCUAUCGUAUGUCGCCUUGAAGCAUUGCUUCUCUCCUCAAUGAGGACCUCAUCAAUGUAACUUUUUUUUUUUUUUGAAGGGUGUAAAAGAAGAGAUUUUUAGUAAAUUUAUGUGGCUAUGA